Messenger RNA from Aspergillus ibericus CBS 121593, 1335 nucleotides. RefSeq names its product FAD/NAD(P)-binding domain-containing protein. Bases 1 to 1335 code for a protein of 444 amino acids. The transcript has a single exon. Gene Ontology annotation, molecular function: flavin adenine dinucleotide binding; electron-transferring-flavoprotein dehydrogenase activity. Gene Ontology annotation, cellular component: cytoplasm. Lineage: Eukaryota; Fungi; Ascomycota; Eurotiomycetes; Eurotiales; Aspergillaceae. The record is from RefSeq and is a predicted model, not a curated record.
AUGACCGACCGAACGACCAUCGCCAUCAUCGGCGCCUCCUUCACGGGCAUCCCCAUCGCCCACGCCCUCCUCGCCCACUUCCACAAGCCCUCCACGCCACAAAACAUCAAGCUCAUCCUCAUCAACCCAUCUCCCCACUUCUACUGGGCCAUCGCCGCUCCCCGCAUCCUCACCAAACCCAAUGCCUUUCCCGAAUCACAAUACCUCGUCCCCAUCGCCGACGGCUUCUCCGCCUACUCCUCCGACGAAUUCGAAUUCCUCCUCGGAAAAGCCACUGCCGUCGACUUUGCCUCUAAAACCGUGACCGUCGAAUCCACCACCACCACCACCACCACCCAGGACAUCAAAUACAACUACCUCGUCAUCGCCUCCGGCAGCUCCACCCCCGCUACCCUCGGCCUCACCUCAAACCCCAAUCCCAAUCCCUCCCCCUCCUCCUCCACCUCUCUACAGAAUAAAAUCUACCCCUUCAAACCCCCCCUCACCCCCCACCUAACCAUCCAAUCCGCCCUCCAAACCGCCCAAGAAACCAUCGCCCACGCAUCCACCAUCGUCAUCGCCGGCGCCGGACCCAUCGGCAUCGAAACCGCCGGCGAACUAGGCGACCUACUCACCAAAAGCCCCUCCCGGAAUCUAUCCGUGACGUUGGUCUCCGCAACAGAUCGUCUCCUUCCGGCCUUGAAACCGGCCGCCGGUGCAGCCGCGGAAUCACUACUCGUUUCUCUGGGGGUCAAGAUCAUUAAGGGACGGAAGGUCGUGUCUGUUACCUCUACCUCUACCCCAAGCACCCCGAACUCCAAUAUCAAAUCCCCCACCACAACAAUAACCCUAGACAACGGAGAUACCCUCGAAACCAACAUCUACAUCCCCACGACCGGCGUCCUUCCUAACUCAUCUUACCUGCCACCAUCCAUUCUCAAUGAAAGAGGUUGGAUAACUGUAUCCCCCGAAUUACAAGUCCUCGGUCUGGAGGGCCAAGGCGUCUACGCGGCGGGGGAUAUCACACACCAUACACAGAAACUUUACAUGAAGGUUACGGAGAUGGUUCCCGUCGUGGUGGGCAAUUUGAUUGAUGAUAUUUCUACCUCUGCCUCUACAUCCUCCACUCAUGGUGGUGGUGGUGGUGGUGGUGGUGGUAGGGGGAAUGGAUACUGCGGGGCUACGAAACGGAAGACGUAUACGGAGGGGCCAGAUGUGAGUAUGAUGGUUGUGCCUGUGGGAGAGACAGGGGGGACGGGCCAGAUGUUUGGAUGGGUGCCGUGGAGUUUUUUGGUCAGGGUCGCUAAGGGGAGGGAUUUUUUUAUUGGGAAGGCGAGGGGGGUGGUUUUUCCUUAG